UAGUCUGCAGCCACUGAAGACCUAUCCCCGGAGGGUAAGCGCUGUGCUGGACGCUGCGGGGGACCUGUUGCUUGGUAACGCUUUUUUGGUUACCCCUGAAGUCUCUUUCGUCUGACUUGGUGCCAGUCUUGUCACUGGCACAUCAUGGCUUCCAGUCCCACUGUGUUGAUGCGGUUGGUGGCUUCAGCAUAUUCUAUUGCUCAAAAGGCAGGAACGAUAGUCAGGCAUGUUAUUGCUGAAGGAGACCUGGGUAUCGUGGAGAAGACCUGUGCAACAGACCUGCAGACCAAGGCGGACCGAUUAGUUCAAAUGAGCAUAUGCUCUUCUUUGGCGCGGAAAUUCCCCAAACUAACAAUUAUAGGGGAAGAGGAUCUGCCUCCUGAAGACGUGGAUCAAGAGCUGAUUGAAGACGGUCAGUGGGAGGAGGUACUGAAGCAACCAUGCCCAUCACAGUACAGCGCUAUCAAAGAGGAAGACCUUGUGGUCUGGGUUGAUCCUGUGGAUGGUACCAAGGAAUAUACUGAAGGUCUUCUUGACAAUGUAACAGUUCUUAUUGGAAUUGCUUAUGAAGGAAAAGCCAUAGCAGGAGUUAUUAACCAGCCAUAUUACAACUACCAGGCAGGACCAGAUGCUGUGUUGGGGAGAACAAUCUGGGCAGUUUUAGGUUUAGGUGCCUUCGGGUUUCAGCUGAAAGAAGUGCCUGCCGGGAAACACAUUAUCACAACUACCCGGUCCCAUAACAGCCAGUUGGUUACGGACUGCGUUGCUGCUAUGAACCCUGAUGAUGUGCUGCGGGUGGGAGGAGCAGGAAAUAAGAUUAUUCAGUUGAUUGAAGGCAAAGCCUCUGCUUACGUAUUUGCAAGUCCUGGAUGUAAGAAAUGGGAUACCUGUGCUCCAGAAGUCAUUUUACAUGCUGUGGGAGGCAAGUUAACCGAUAUCCAUGGAAAUGCCCUUCAGUAUAACAAGGAAGUGAAGCACGUGAACUCAGCUGGCGUCCUGGCCACACUGAGGAAUUACGACUACUAUGCAAGUCGAGUACCCGAAUCUGUUAAAAAUGUACUUGUUCCUUGAAGGGAAAUCUCGUCGACUCAGCCAGGAGAAGGACUUGCUCCUCAAAAUAACACAUGUUAAAACUAAUUGGAUGGAAUUUGAGCUCUACCUUUACUUCAUUCAUUGUUGAUCACCGAUUUACAUUUGGUUACUUAGGAGUAGAAAACUGAAUUUUUAAACGUCUUGAUUAAUGGAUCAACCAGACCAAUUUUGACAUCUGGAAAACUUGUAAAGUCAGUAUAUUUCACAUUUCAUUUUUCCUCCUUUUAUUUGGAGCAGUAAAAGUAAAGCUUAGUUCCAACUGGCCACCCUGGUGCACUGUUGAAUCAGCGUUCCUGUUUUGUAAACCAGAUUUCUUUAGGGCACAGAGCCACAAGUUAUUACCUAAAUCUCAUUCUUGUCUUUCACAGUUAUGUAAAACGUUUUCCUACUCCCAUUCUGAAUACAUUAAAAUAUCAUUCUGUAUGUCGAUGAAACAGAUUUUGGAGAAACAUUUCUUUAUAAUAAAUUAUUUAAUUCUAGCUCUUUCUGUUAUUCACCAGCUCUUUUUGUUUUUAAGUAGCUGGAAACUAUGUAUUCUCUACUGUGGGCAUUGCUUUAUCCUUAUGGCAUCAUUAUGCAGUGUAACUGUGGAAAGUUAGGUAAUUGCUCCUAUUCCUUCCAAAGGAAGAUUAUAAUGUGUGCUAUCAAAAUUAUUCUGACAUUCUGCCUAGGUUUUUAUUUUUUAGGUCUCUGUCCUGUGCUUUUAAAUAAAUUUCUCCCAUUGUAUUAAGCAAGUGGUUUAAAUUAAUCAUUCCCAAACCCACUGCAUGUCAGAAUCACCUGGGAAGCUUUUCAGACAAUACGAAUUCACAGGCUCCAGCCAAGCCGUUUUGUCUUAAAAUUCUGUGUAUUUUAAGACAGCUACUCCAGGGAUUCGGUAGUCAUUUAAGUGUAACACUAGAGACGGUGUUGGAGUACUGUUUUCACAAGGCAGCUGCAGGAAGAGGUCUUUGUGGCUUUGACACCAUUGGCCCCUCUCCCUCUUGCAACUCUCUUCUCACUGUUUUUCUUCCCCCCCCAAUAGCCACUCCUACUCAGUUUCCUUUCUUGGUUUCUCUUUGUCUCCCUUUCCUUGAAUGUCAGUAUUCACCAUGAUUCUGUCCUAGGUUCUCUCUAGAUGAUCUAAUCCACAAAUAUGGCUUCACUUAAGGGCCUUUUACCCAGAAUUCCAAAAUCUGUAUCUAGCUUAGAACUCUCAAACUCUAGAUUUCUAUACCCAAAAGCCUACUUUGAUGUCUCACAAGUAUCUCUGAAUUAUGUCUAAAAAACUCUUCAUUCUUGCCUACCCCUCCUUCAAUUAUUUUACAAAUCCCCAAGGAUCUGUAAGAAAAGAGUUCUCUAUAUGCGAACUGUGGACUAAGCCUAAUUUUUAAAAAUAUCUAAGUACAAUGUGAGAAUAACUUUGAAUUUAUUUUCUAUAGGCUCUUAUAUAAAAACUUUAUCCAAGUGCCAUAUUUGGAAGUCUGCAUUCUCUCUCCAGACCCAUUUCUUCUACAUUAAUUUACACACUCACACCCCUUUAUUUCUUCCUUGUAUCACUGCAGUGUCUUCCUGCCUAAUCUUCCUUCCUGCACUGUUACUCCUCUCCAAUCCAUCUCUCAUUGGCUCCAGGUGGUUUUUUAAAAAACCAAAUUUAGUAAUGCCACUCACUUCCUCAAAAAUCUUUUAUGGCGGGCUUCCCUGGUGGCUCAGUGGUUGAGGUUCGUGCCCCGGUCCGGGAAGAUCCCACAUGCCGCGGAGCGCCUGGGCCCGUGAGCCAUGGCCGCUGAGCCUGCGCGUCCGGAGCCUGUGCUCCGCAACGGGAGAGGCCGCGACAGUGAGAGGCCCGCGUACCGCAAAAAAAAAAAAACAAAAAAAAAAACCUCUUCACUGACUUCCUACCAUAGGAUAAAAUCUUGCUCCUCAUCAUGAUAUGUAGAAUUCUUCAUAAUUUAGGCUCUGCCUACCUUCCAGCCUUUUAAUCUCGAAUUGCCAAAGUAUUUUACAUUCUGGCCGUAAUGAACUAGUCAAAGUUUUCCAAAUACACACAGCUUCCAAAUAUAUGCAGCUUCCAAAUACACCCAGGUUCUAGCUCACGUUCUCCUCUGACUUCUUUUUUGCAUCCCCUGGACGGGUUAUCUCUUAUUGGAAGCUUUCCUUUACUAUUUUCUCCUCCCUCCCCCAUUCACCAUGGAUAAUCAUUUUCCAUCUUCUUAGCUACCUUUGUACUUUGUGCAAACAUUUAUUAUUUUUACUCUCAUUUCCAAAAUGUUUUUAGAAUGAACAUAUUUUUUCUACAGCUGCAUGUAUCCCCCUGUAUAGUAAUUUUUAUUUAUCUGUCUUUUUCACCUAUAAGACUAGGCUCCUGAGGGCAGGGACUUUGUCUUUCAUCUCCGUAUAUCCUGUUCAUGUACAAAAUAAUACGGGUUAGUAUGUUGUCUGAAUCUCAGUAGAUGCUGAAAAUACCUAUUCUUGACUUUAAAAAAAAAAAAAUCCUGUUAACCUUAGAAGCAAUUUUCCUUAACUGGAUAAUGAGUAUCUAUAAGAAACCAGCAGCAAACACUAUUCUUGAUAGUGAAAUAGUGACAUUCUCACUAAAGUCAGCAACCAGACAAAUAUGCUUUUGUUCAACAUUAUCACUGCUCCUGUUCAGUGUUAUUCUGGAAGAGUCCUAAACAAUGAAAGAGAUAAGCCUUCAGAGAUAAAAAGUGUUGCAUAGAGAGAAAAAAAAUAUCUAUCUAGAAAACUCAGCAUAACUAAAACUCUUGGAACAAAUAAAAGCAGUUAACAGAUAGUGACAUUAAGAUCUAAGACACUUACUGCUGUGUCUCGCUUUCCUGAAUGCAGGUUUCUUUCUGUGUACCACAGCUCUACACUCUUUUUAUUGUUUUUAUUGAUGACAUCCCUUUCCUUGAUGAUUCCACGCUUCUCAAAAUCAGUGAUCUGGGGAUGUAAUGCUCAGCAUGGCGACUAUAAUCUGGGACUGGGAAGAAUAAUAAAACUGGAAAACUCUGAACAACUGGAAUAGGUAUCAUUACUCCCUAGCACUCAUCUCACCAGUAAACAAACAGUCCCACUCUCUUCUGAACUCUUAAAGCAUCUCUGGACUCCACCAGUCAUUGGGCCCCUGGAAUGUUCUGCUUUGUACCGCAGUCUUUUUAGAAACUUCUGCUCUGUUUGACAGUAGUAGAUGUACUGAAUGACAGAUGGGACUAAAAUGAUCUCAAAAGUUAAAAUUUAGCAAUAUUUUAAAAGAGAAUAUUGGCUCCGUCAAAUCCUCUGUGCAUCAAGAUAAGGCUAAACUGAUACAUGCAAGGUCUUAUAUUAGAUAACUGGAGGAUGGAGAACUCGGGAUUGUCAUUGUUUAUAGUCUUACUAUGAGUCAACAAUUUAAUGUGGCUGUAAAAAGCUAGUAUGGUGUAUGUUAAUAGCACUGUAAUGGGCAAAAUAAGAGAGGCGAUGCUUUUGCCUUUGCUCUGCGCUGAUCACACCACACCUAGAAUGUUUUGUUCAGUUCUGAGU
Physeter macrocephalus (sperm whale) is the source of this 4593-nucleotide messenger RNA. RefSeq names its product 3'(2'), 5'-bisphosphate nucleotidase 1 (gene BPNT1). Gene Ontology annotation, biological process: phosphatidylinositol phosphate biosynthetic process. The coding region runs from base 145 to 1071 and encodes 308 amino acids. Gene Ontology annotation, molecular function: 3'(2'),5'-bisphosphate nucleotidase activity. Lineage: Eukaryota; Metazoa; Chordata; Mammalia; Artiodactyla; Physeteridae. The transcript is spliced from 9 exons. The record is from RefSeq and is a predicted model, not a curated record.